AUGAAGCACUCUGGAGAAAGAGCAGGAUAUUACAACAGCGAGUCGAGAAGGAGAAACGACCUACAACGACUUCGCGGGACAGUCCGAGAAAUUGUAGAAGAACUCAAAUUUCUGCGUGAGAAGGUGAAGGAACUGGAGGUUGCUAACAGCAUGGGAAACAAAGAUCAACACUUGUCCCAGCUUUUGGAAGGGUUACUUGAUAAGAUGGCCCUUUCUGCUGAGAGAAGGAGGUCCAAGUGUCUCGAGCUAAAGGCCGCUGUGCUACAAAAGGAGCUCGACAAGACAGAGGCAUUGAGCGACUUCGAUAAAGCAUUCGACCUUCGUAAAGAGGAGCGGGCUCGCAACGGCCAAUCUCGACGUCUUGUACAGAUUGCUAGUGAUUUCAAAUAUGCAUGCGAUAGGAUAAAAUCGGUCAAUGCAGCGAUAGGUAAAGCCGAGGAGGAAAUGGAGACAGCAGAGCAGAACCUUUUGCAUUUGCUCACCUUUACGGGCGUGAACGGGCUAAAUAUCGACACGAGUCUUCCAGAUUGCGCGCAAAUAUGCUUUCGCACUUCGGUUAGCCCUGAUUGCAGUGAGCCGAGUUGCUUUUGUGCCUCCGCUACCUUUCAAAAUGACUUGAUACCCUGCCUGAAGAGCCAUUGCGAGAUUCCACAAGUCUUUGCUUCGUUGCGAUAUCUCGACCAAACAUGCGAGCGAGCACGACGCGAUCGACGGAAUGACGCCUGGCCGUACCUUUCGAUACAUAUCCUUUGCAUUCUUUGUGCAGUCAUUCGAGUUUAUACAAAGCUGUUCAUUGUCAGGAAGAUUUCGCCUGAAGAUUGGCUGUCGCUUACUUCUCUUGUUAUUUACAUCGUGUACUUUGGCAUUGGACACCAUGCGUUGAUGUCGGCAUUUGGGCAAGAUAUUUGGUGGGUCAAUGCCGAUGACCUAUCCCAUGCACUCAAGCUGUUCUGGAUCGACUGUCCUGUCUACACUCUCCUUCUCGGAAUGACAAAAGUCACAAUAAUCCUGUUCUAUAUCCGUCUGUGUCAUGUCUAUACGCUAUUUUGCCACCUGUGUUGGGCUUGCAUUCUUAUCAUCAGUCUAAGCACAGGCGUUUUCAUGUCACUGAAUAUCUUCCAAUGCACGCCGAUACGAUGGAACUGGGACCGAUUUAGUGGGGAAGAUGCCGACUUUUGGUGCAUGGACUUGAACAAGUUGCAGUGGUCAAUUAACAUCACCAAUAUCGUUUUUGAUGUCGUGGUGCUGGUGCUUCCGAUUCCGCUCAUAUGGAAAACGAAAUCAACUUUUCGUCGAAAGCUCGGCAUCGUCUUGAUGUUCAGCCUCGGAGUCGUCGUUCUUGUCGCGAGCUGUCUCAAAAUGCGCUACAACGUUCUCUACGGCCACUCCAACAACAUCACAUGGGACUACAUGGACCUAAUGGUAUGGGCCGGAAUAGAAAGCUCCGUCAGUAUCGCAGCGCCAUGCUUGCCAACAGUUCGAUUGUUCCUGCACAAAGUGUUCCCUACCUCGUUCGGGCGAAUAUUCGCAUUUGGGUCGCACGUUGAGAGGACACUGGAUCAAGAGAUAAAGGAGGAGGAGGAAGAGGUUGCGCAGUGGGCGGCUGAUGUUGAGAUGACCGGCAUCUCGGGGGUUGGUGUUGCAAGACCGAGACGAGCAGCGAUAAGUUUGGGGGAAGGAUUUGGAGACGGGAGGAGGACGAAAAAGAAGAGGGCUAUGACGGAAGCAAGUCGGAUCUUGAGGAGCGUAGAUGAGAUACCCCUGUCACCGUAGUCACCCGUAGAAUAUGGAUUAACUUUCUU
Fusarium verticillioides 7600 is the source of this 1802-nucleotide messenger RNA. RefSeq lists its product as hypothetical. The transcript has 7 exons. The record is from RefSeq and is a predicted model, not a curated record. The coding region runs from base 1 to 1773 and encodes 590 amino acids. NCBI's taxonomy places the organism in Eukaryota, Fungi, Ascomycota, Sordariomycetes, Hypocreales, Nectriaceae.